AUGUGGUGUGAGAAGCCUGUCAGUGCUGGUUCUGGCAAAGACUGGGUAGUGGAGAUGGAGAAGAUGCUAGAUGGCGCAGACCGGGCGGCGGAGACGGCGCGCUGGAGCAAGCCCUCCAUCUACCGGGUGCCGGAGUGGCUCAAGGACAUGGCCACCGACGACGGCGCCUACCGGCCGCGGCUGGUGUCGCUCGGUCCCUUCCACCACGACGACGAGCUCCUCAGGCCCAUGGAGGAGCACAAGCGCCGGGCGGUGCUGCACAUCGUGAAGCGCUCCCGCAAGCGGCUCGGUGAGUUCGCGGCCGCCAUUGCGGGCGUGGCCGACGAGCUGCUGGACGCAUACGAUAACCUGGGCGGCAGAUGGCGCCGCGAGGACGAAGGCGGCAGGCGCCGGUUCGUGGAGAUGAUGGUGCUGGACGGGUGCUUCCUGCUGGAGAUGAUGAAGGGGCUCUCGGACAGGCGGGCGCCCGAUGACUACGCGCCCAACGACCCGGUGUUCAGCGUGCAUGGCAUGCUCUGUCUGUGGGUGGGCAUCCGGGGCGACAUGCUCGUCAUUGAGAACCAGAUCCCUCUGCUUGCACUGUAUAGGCUUGAACAAGUUUGGCGCGGCAACACACCAUUGAGAGAUGCCCAGGGAAGACAUCAUCGAGAACAAACUGUGCCUCCACCCAUUGGACAUUUAUCACAAGAACUUCUGUGGUGGGAGUCGAGCAUGCCCUGUGCUGUAGAACUGACGGAAGCAGGGAUCCAUCUGAAGAAGUGCAGGGGCACCCAUGUGAUCGACUACAGAAGCCGCGUGCUUUGCCUCCCGACGGUCUCCAUCCACGACGGCACCGAGAAGAUCUUCCUCAACCUGCUGGCGUUCGAGCGGCUGCACGGCGACGCCGGCAGCGAGGCGACGGAUUACAUGAUCUUCAUGGACAACAUCGUCAACUCCGAGAGGGACGUGGCGCUGCUGCGAUCCAAGGGGAUCAUCAGGAACUUGCUGAGCAGCGACACCGAGGCGGCGCAGCUGUUCAACAACCUGAGCAAGGGGGCCGUGCUGAGCCCGUUCAGCAGGCUGCACGACGUGCGCCGCAAGGUGAACGCUCACUGCAGGCGGCCCUGGAACAGGUGGAGGGCCAUCCUGGAGCAUAACUACAUGAGCAACCCAUGUGUUUUGAUUUCCCUCAUUGCUGCUGCCAUCCUGCUUGUCGCCACCCUCCUGCAGACCGUCUAUUCUGUCCUCGGCGUCUACAAAUCCUGA
This is a messenger RNA of Oryza brachyantha (malo sina), 1245 nucleotides long. RefSeq names its product UPF0481 protein At3g47200-like. Bases 1 to 1245 code for a protein of 414 amino acids. NCBI's taxonomy places the organism in Eukaryota, Viridiplantae, Streptophyta, Magnoliopsida, Poales, Poaceae. The transcript is spliced from 2 exons. The record is from RefSeq and is a predicted model, not a curated record.